Messenger RNA from Pelodiscus sinensis (Chinese soft-shelled turtle), 3753 nucleotides. RefSeq names its product cell division cycle 45 (gene CDC45). Gene Ontology annotation, cellular component: DNA replication preinitiation complex. The record is from RefSeq and is a predicted model, not a curated record. Lineage: Eukaryota; Metazoa; Chordata; Testudines; Trionychidae. Gene Ontology annotation, biological process: double-strand break repair via break-induced replication; mitotic DNA replication preinitiation complex assembly; DNA replication initiation. Gene Ontology annotation, molecular function: single-stranded DNA binding; chromatin binding; DNA replication origin binding.
UUGGCGCCUGCUUUGAGUGAGACUGAGGAGAUCCGAACGGAGGGAGCAACACCAGCAGCAGCCGCUCUCCCGCCUUGCAGUGCGGCGGUAGCGGCCCGGUCUCGGCAAUGUUCCUCUCCGACUUCCGUAAGGAGUUCUACGAGGUGAUAGUGACUCAGCGUGUUCUUCUUUUUGUUGCAGCAGAUGUGGAUGCAUUAUGUGCCUGUAAAAUACUCCAAGCUUUGUUUCAAUGUGAUCAUGUACAAUAUACAUUAGUUCCCGUAUCUGGAUGGCAAGAACUUGAAACUGCAUUUCUUGAACAUAAAGAUCAGUUCCAAUAUUUUGUUCUUAUAAAUUGUGGUGCCAACAUUGACCUUCUAGAGAUCCUGCAGCCUGAGGAAGAGGCCUUUUUCUUUAUCUGUGACACCCAUAGGCCCAUCAAUGUAGUGAAUGUUUACAAUGAGACACAGAUUAAGCUGUUAGUUAAGCAAGAUGAUGACCUUGAAAUUCCUGCGUAUGAUGAUAUCUUCAGAGAUGAAGACGAAGAUGAGUCUGGGAAUGAAAGUGAUGGAUCUGAGCCUUUGGGAAAGCGCAAACGAUUUGAAGAGGAUAUUGUGGAGAGAACAAUGAAAAGAAGACAGAGGAGAGAAUGGGAGGCACGUAGACAAGAAAUUCUCUUUGAUUAUGAGCAAUAUGAAUACCAUGGGACCUCAUCUGCCAUGGUGAUGUUUGACUUGGCAUGGAUAAUGUCUAAAGACUUGAAUGACAUGUUGUGGUGGGCUAUUGUUGGACUUACUGACCAGUGGGUUCAAGAUAAAAUCACACAAAUGAAGUAUGUGACUGAUAUCGGAACUUUACAGCGUCAUGUGUCCCGGCAUAAUCACCGCAAUGAAGAUGAUGAGAACUCCCUUUCUAUUGAUUGCAUGAGAAUAGCAUUUGAAUAUGAUCUGCGCCUGGCUCUUUAUCAACAUUGGUCCCUAUAUGAAAGUGUCUGUAACACUUGUUACACUUCUGCCAGUUUCAAACUUUGGUCAGUACAAGGGCACAAGAGACUUCAGGAGUUUUUUGCUGACAUGGGUUUGCCUUUGAAGCAGGUGAAACAAAAGUUUAAUUCCAUGGACAUUGCAUUAAAGGAGAACCUGCAUGAAAUGAUUGAAGAAUCUGCCAGCAAGUUUGGAAUGAAGAACUUAAGGGUACAGACCUUCAGCAUUCACUUUGGUUUUAAGAACAAGUUUUUAGCAAGUGAUAUAGUUUAUGCAACAGCUUCUCUAAUGGAGAAUAUAGAGAAAGAUGAACCUGGAACUGAUAAUUUUAUCAAGGCUUUGGAUAGUCUUUCAAGGAGUAACCUGGACAAAUUGCAUCAGGGGCUGGAACUAGCCAAAAAACAACUGCGUGCCAUUCAGCAAACUGUAGCCAGCUGUAUUUGCACCAAUCUCGUAAUGUCUCAGGGGCCUUUUCUCUAUUGCUAUCUAAUGGAGGGCACUCCAGAUGUAAAACUGUUUUCCAAACCUGUAUCUCUGUGCCUGCUCAGUAAAUAUUUACUCAAGUCAUUUGUUAGCUCUACAAAAAACAAGCGCUGUAAGCUUCUGCCACUGAUAGUAGCAGCACCACUGGAUGUUGAACAGGGUACAGUGAUCAUGGUGGGGAUUCCUCCAGAGACAGAAAGCUCCGACAAAAAGAACUUUUUUGGGAGAGCAUUUGAAAAAGCUGCAGAGAGCACCAAUUCUAGGAUUUUACACAACCACUUUGACAUGUCUAUAAUUGAAUUGAAAAUGGAAGACCGGAGCAAAUUUCUAGAUGCACUUAUUUCUCUGCUGUCCUAAUGGCAAACAGAAGGAUGUUACUCUUGGCACAUGGAUACUGAGCUCUCCUUGUAAAAUCCAUCCUGAUCUAGGAACCAGUUGGACCUCAAUGGUCCAGAUUGUCAAAUGCUUGGUCGUAGAAAUGCAGUUCACAGGUAGUCUUCAUGUUCUGACUCAAAUGGCAAUCUGGAACUCCCCUAUUUCUUUCUAUGUUGAUACAGAUAAUAAGUUGAAGUAUUUCUGAAAAGUUACACUCUACAAAAGUGUUAUUGGAUUGACCUUUGUUUCCUAAGUGCCUUUUUAAAGCGCAAAGAAGAAUUUGUCAGAAUAAAAUAUAUAUAGAUGGAGUUCAAUUUGUGGAGGAAAAAAAAUUGCAUCCAGGUAGUAGUCCCUGCCUAGCAAGUUUGAGUAACAAAGUAAAAUCUAUUGGUCCAAGAUUGAAUACUUUAUUGCAGAAAUUUCACUUGCAGGCAUGAGGAAAACUCCCUUUAAGUUUCUAGUAUGUACUGCUCUUAAAUCAACUCCUAAUAUCACCAGGAGUAGCUCUGUAUAUUUUCAACUUCUAAAAAUAGGUGUUCUGUGAGGCAUGCAUCUAAUAUUGUAAGUCUCUUAAAAUUCAAAUACUGAUCAACCACAAUGCUAAAAUAGAACCUAUACAAGCAAUAUAAAACAAUUGUUCUUCUACAGCUUUCUUAUUAAUACAUCUCCCAAAGAGGCAAUUUCUAUAUCACCACCAUGUCGUUAGCCACUUACUUUGAGACUGCAGUAUCACAUGCAAAAUGGCUUUUAGAAGACACUACUAGUGACAGUGCUAUUCUGCAUAGAUGAUAGUAUUUUAGAUAUGGACAAGUUAAAUAAAACCCAGAUCUUUGUUAGGGCAGGAUAUGGUUCUUCAAAUAGAGAAAGUUUCAGUUCUCAUAUAGAACUGAUGGUGUACUUCUUAAUAAAGUCACAUAAAAUGGUGCUCAAACCAUCUAAAUUCACCCUUUGCAGUCCUCAACAAUUCUCAAGUGGGGAAUGAAUUGUGAAGAUACGAGCAGUGUCCUGUGAUGUCACAUUUAUUCAGAUAAUCUGAUACAACCCCGAAUAAAACUCCAAACUCUUGUAUUACAAUAAGUAUUACUUUAUUAGAUAUGAGUGGGUUUUUCCCCUUUUUUCAGUGACUGUCUGGAUUCCUUUCACAUGUGUUUUUUAUUGGUCUCUAUGUACUAUGUUGACUGUGUAAAUGUUUUGGUACAUGCAUUUUACCAUAUAUUGUAUAGAUUUUAUAUAGAUGAAUUUUAAGAUAAUGGGAUUUUAAAUGUAGCCAUUGCAAAAAAUGUAUUGUAUAUUUCUACUUAAAUAAAAUAACUCUUAUGUAGUCUUGUUUGGAAAAUAUUAUCCAUGUGCCAAAUUUUAACAUCUAGAGAACUUGACUGCAUAACAUCAAAUGAACUUUUUCCCCCAUAUUUAAGAGGUUACACUGUGCCAUGUGUGGUGUUUCUCUUCCUUCCUCUCACCUCACUUCCUGUGGCCCCAACAUAUUUCAGUUGAUGCCUAUGGCAUAAUGCAGUGUUUAAAAAUAUACAGUGACUUCAGAGGUGCUGUGAAAAUUAACUGGUUAAUAAUGAAGUGUAGAUAUCCUCACUUAAAGCAUGUGGAAACUGAAACUCACAGAGGUUGUGAACUGUUGUAUAAAUUAUUACUGUAGCCAGGAUUAGAACAUUGAAUGUUUGGAUCCUAGUGUCAUUCUUAGGCCCUGGAUUGUAUUUCUUGAUAUUUAGAAUGCAUUUUGAAGAUGAAGGGCACUAAGGACAUAAAAAUGAUCAUAUUGGGUCAGAACAAAGGUCCAUCUAGUGCAGUACCAACAUCAUGUUCAUCUUUCAACAGUGACCAAUAUCAGGUACCCCCAGAAAGAAUGACAAGAACAGGUAAUAAUCAAUUGAUACAUCCCCUGUCGCCCAUCACUAGCUUCUGUCAAACAGAGGCAAGG